GCGGUCCCCUCCCUCCCGCCCGCUCGGCGCCCGCGUCCCCUGGUCGAGACCCAGCUGCUCGCGACGUGUCCGGCCAGGGCGCCCCGCACGCGCUCCAGCUCAGGAUGUCGGGGUGCAAGGGUGCUACCAAGAUGCUCCGAGGCCCCUGCUCUGCCCUCCUGCUCUGGGGGCUCCUGGGGACCCUCCAUGCCCAGCAGCAGGAGGUCAUCGCGCCGGGCACCUCAGAGAGAAACAGCUGCCCAGAGAAGGCCGACUGCCCCAUCAGAGUGUACUUCGUGCUGGACACCUCAGAGAGCGUCGCCAUGCAGUCCCCCACGGACAUCCUGCUCCACCACAUGAAGCAGUUUGUGCCGCAGUUCAUCAGCCAGCUGCAGGACGAGCCCUACCUGGACCAGGUGGUCCUGAGCUGGCGCUACGGCGGCCUGCACUUCUCUGACCAGGUGGAGGUGUUCAGUCCUGCGGGCAGCGACCAGGCCUCCUUCAACAAGAGGCUGCAGGGCAUCCAGUCCUUCCGCCGGGGCACCUUCACAGACUGCGCGCUGGCCCGCAUGACCGAGGAGAUCCGGGGGCACAGGGGCAAUGGGGGCAUCGACUUCGCCAUUGUCAUCACAGACGGCCACGUGACCGGCAGCCCCUGCGGCGGCAUCAAGCUGCAGGCCGAGAAGGCCCGCGAGGAGGGCAUCCGGCUCUUCGCCGUGGCCCUCAACCAGAACCUGAACGAGCAGGGCCUGCGGGACAUCGCCAGCACGCCACUCGAGCUCUACCGGAACAACUACGCCACCAUGCAGCCCGACUCCACCGAGAUCGACCAGGGCACCAUCGACCGCAUCAUCAAGGUCAUGAAACAUGAAGCCUAUGGAGAGUGCUACAAAGUGAGCUGUCUGGAGAUCCCAGGGCCCCCCGGCCCCAAGGGCUACCGCGGGCAGAAGGGUGCCAAGGGCAACAUGGGCGAGCCCGGAGAGCCAGGACAGAAGGGACGGCAGGGAGACCCCGGCAUCGAAGGCCCAAUUGGAUUCCCAGGACCUAAGGGUGUUCCUGGUUUCAAAGGAGAGAAGGGUGAAUUUGGAGCCGACGGGAGAAAGGGGGCCUCGGGCCUGGCCGGCAAGAAUGGAACCGAUGGGCAGAAGGGCAAGCUGGGGCGCAUUGGACCUCCUGGCUGCAAGGGAGAUCCCGGGAGUCCGGGCCCCGAAGGCUACACCGGGGAAGCCGGCAACCCUGGGGAGCAAGGAGACCGAGGCCCCAAGGGGGAUGCUGGCCGCCCAGGUCGCAGAGGGCCCCCUGGAGAUGAUGGGGCCACAGGAAGUAAGGGGUACCAAGGCAGCAACGGAUCCCCUGGAAGUCCCGGCGUGAAAGGAGCCAGGGGCGGGCCUGGGCCCCGAGGACCCAAAGGAGAGCCUGGGCGCAGAGGAGACCCCGGAACCAAGGGCAGCCCGGGCAGCGACGGCCCCAAGGGCGAGAAGGGGGACCCUGGCCCUGAGGGGCCCCGGGGCCUGGCCGGAGAGGUCGGCAGCAAAGGGGCCAAGGGAGACCGCGGCCCGCCAGGACCCAGAGGUCCCCAGGGGGCUCCUGGGGAGCUGGGGAAGCAGGGAUCGCGGGGGGACGCUGGCGACGCUGGUCCCAGAGGGGACUCUGGACCUCCUGGCCCCAAGGGAGACCCUGGCAGGCCUGGAUUCAGCUACCCUGGCCCCCGAGGAGCUCCUGGAGACAAAGGCGAGCCAGGCCCGCGUGGACCUGAGGGGGGUAGAGGCGACUUCGGCAAGAAGGGAGAUCCCGGGAGGAAAGGCCAGAAGGGCGAGCCUGCGGAUCCUGGCCCCGCUGGUGAGCCGGGCCCUCGGGGCCCGAGAGGACCCCCAGGACCUGAGGGAGAGCCCGGCCCGCCCGGAGACCCUGGCCUCACGGAGUGUGACGUCAUGACCUACGUGAGGGAGACCUGUGGGUGCUGCGACUGUGAGAAGCGGUGUGGCGCCCUGGACGUGGUGUUCGUCAUUGACAGCUCUGAGAGCAUCGGCUAUACCAACUUCUCCCUAGAGAAGAACUUCGUCAUCAACGUGGUCAACAGGCUGGGGGCCAUCGCCAAGGACCCCAAGUCGGAGACAGGAACCCGUGUGGGGGUCGUGCAGUACAGCCACGAGGGCACCUUCGAGGCGAUCCAGCUGGACGACGAGCGCAUCGACUCGCUGUCCAGCUUCAAGGAGGCCGUCAAGAAACUGGAGUGGAUUGCUGGGGGCACCUGGACCCCCUCGGCCCUCAGGUUCGCCUACGACCAGCUCAUCAAGGAGAGCCGGCGCCAGAAGACCCGUGUGUUCGCGGUGGUCAUCACGGACGGCCGCCACGACCCCCGGGACGACGACCUCUACCUGCAGGUGCUGUGCGACCACGAUGUCACGGUGACGGCCAUCGGCAUCGGCGACAUGUUCCACGAGAAACAUGAGAGUGAGAACCUCAACUCCAUCGCCUGCAACAAGCCGCAGCAGGUGCGGAACAUGACGCUUUUCUCUGACCUGGUGGCCGAGAAGUUCAUCGACGACAUGGAGGACGUGCUGUGCCCGGACCCCCAGAUCGUGUGCCCAGACCUUCCCUGCCAAACAGAGCUGUAUGUGGCCCAGUGCACACAGCGGCCAGUGGACAUCGUCUUCCUGCUGGACGGCUCCGAGCGGCUGGGCGAGCAGAACUUCCAUAAGGUGCGGCGCUUCGUGGAGGAGGUGUCACACCGACUGACGCUGGCGCGCAGGGAUGACGACCCGCUCAAUGCGCGGGUGGCCCUGCUGCAGUUCGGGGGUCCGGGCGAGCAGCAGGUGGCCUUCCCGCUGACCUCCAAUCUGACGGCCAUCCACGAGGCCCUGGCGGGCGUGCGCUACCUCAACUCCUUCUCGCACGUGGGCGCGGGCAUCGUGCACGCCAUCAACCACGUAGUGCGUGGGGCGAGAGCCGGGGCGCGCCGCCACGCCGAGCUGGCCUUCGUGUUCCUCACGGACGGCGUCACGGGCAACGACAGCCUGGAAGAGGCGGUGCACUCCAUGCGCAAGCAGAACGUGGUGCCCACCGUGGUGGCCGUGGGCAGCGACGUGGACGCGGACGUGCUCUCCAAAAUCAGCCUGGGCGACGCUGCCGCCGUCUUCCGCGAAAAGGACUACGACAACCUGGCUCAGCCCGGCUUCUUCGACAGGUUCAUCCGCUGGAUCUGCUAGCGCGCCCGCCACCCCCGCGCCCCCACCCCCACCCGCCCACGCCCCAGCCUCACCCUGCGUCCCCGGCCCUGGAGGUGCUGUCCUCUGAUCCGCGGUGCUGCUCAGACCCCACCUAGAGGCCCGGCGCGCUGCAGGCUCCAUCUCUGCCGGUGUGGGAGUGAAGUCAGGAGCAGAGGAUCCCUGCCCACCCCCAGCUCCUCGCGGGGUCCCUCAGCCCUGAGCAUCACUGAGUCCACUGUCCCCUCUGAUCCACCCAUGCCCUGCCCUUUCUGGACCCCAGAGGCCUCCCAGGGCGCCCUCCAGCGGCCAGCAGUCCCGACCUCAGCUGCAGGCCCCUCUCCCUGCCCCUCAGCCCCCCUCAGCCCAGCAUCAUCCCUUGACUCAUCACCCCUCCAGAGCCCUCCAAAGGCUCUCUGCCAGCCCUGCCAGCACUCCUCUCUGGGGAUCACCUGCCCCUCGCCAGACUGAGCUGUGGCAGCAGGCCCUACACUUCCCUGUGUGCACACACCUCAGUCCAAUAAAGGCUUUGAACCGCC
Molecule: messenger RNA, 3724 nt
Organism: Manis pentadactyla (Chinese pangolin)
Lineage: Eukaryota; Metazoa; Chordata; Mammalia; Pholidota; Manidae
Gene: COL6A2
Product: collagen type VI alpha 2 chain
Exons: 28
Coding region: 105-3188 (1027 amino acids)
Source: RefSeq, a predicted model, not a curated record